Messenger RNA from Exophiala aquamarina CBS 119918, 300 nucleotides. RefSeq lists its product as uncharacterized. NCBI's taxonomy places the organism in Eukaryota, Fungi, Ascomycota, Eurotiomycetes, Chaetothyriales, Herpotrichiellaceae. The record is from RefSeq and is a predicted model, not a curated record. The transcript has 3 exons. Bases 1 to 300 code for a protein of 99 amino acids.
AUGUCUGCCACCGCCGCCUACAGCAACACUGCCAACAAGGACUAUUCCAGUGGGAGCGAGGAUGGACAAGCAGCAGGCAAGCGCAAGGCUCUCGCUACCGUCGGAGGAACAUCAUCACUUCCUCUCCCACCCAGCUCUGACAAUUUGUCACAGCCGGCUGGCGGCCUCCUCAAAGGAGCAACUGAUGAAAACGGCAAUUUGAAGGCUGCUGCAUUGAUGGUCGGUAUCAAGCUCGAUCUCGAAGCCGAGAUCCACUUGACUGCUCGAGUUCGUGGUGAUAUCACGAUCGGUCUGUACUAA